Molecule: messenger RNA, 1477 nt
Organism: Aethina tumida (small hive beetle)
Lineage: Eukaryota; Metazoa; Arthropoda; Insecta; Coleoptera; Nitidulidae
Product: alpha-L-fucosidase
Exons: 6
Coding region: 16-1404 (462 amino acids)
Biological process (GO): fucose metabolic process; glycoside catabolic process
Cellular component (GO): lysosome
Molecular function (GO): alpha-L-fucosidase activity
Source: RefSeq, a predicted model, not a curated record
AAUAAUACGCCACCCAUGGCGUUUAGUAAACAGUUUGAGAUGAAGCUGGCCGGUGUAGUAUUAUUGAUUUUGACAUGGUUGAACUUCCAAACAGCUGAUUGUAAGCAUUUAAGACGCUACGAACCGAACUGGAAGAGUUUGGAUAAAAGACCGCUGCCAAAAUGGUAUGACCACGCCAAAAUUGGCAUCUUUCUACAUUGGGGCGUCUUCUCCGUACCCAGUUUCGGAUCCGAAUGGUUCUGGGCGGAUUGGAAAGUGAAAGACAAGGAAUUCGUUGAGUUCAUGGAAAAAAAUUACCCGCCCAAUUUUUCCUAUCAGGAGUUUGCGAAGGAAUUUACCGCCGAAUUUUUCAACGCGACUCAAUGGGCGCAAAUUUUUGAAAAAUCAGGAGCAAGAUACGUUGUUUUAACAAGCAAACACCAUGAGGGAUUCACGUUGUGGCCUUCGAAGUAUUCAUACAGUUGGAACGCUAAAGACAUCGGUCCACACAGAGAUCUCCUCGGUGAUUUGGGACAAGCGGUAAAAAAGCAAGGUUUGGAAUUCGGAGUGUAUCAUUCACUUUACGAGUGGUUCAACCCGAUGUACAGAUCGGACAAGGGCAACAAUUUUACAACUCAAGAGUUCGUGAACAAUAAAAUAUUACCGGAAAUGAAGGAACUAAUUAACACGUAUCAUCCGUCGGUUUUGUGGUCGGAUGGUGAUUGGGAAGCCAAAGAUUCCUACUGGAGGUCGACCGAGUUUCUGGCUUGGCUUUAUAACGAUAGUCCCGUUAAAGACAGAAUCGUCGUCAACGAUCGUUGGGGUAUUGAUAUUCCUUGUAAACAUGGCGAUUUCUAUUCUUGUGCUGACAGAUAUAACCCAGGAACUUUGCAACAUCACAAAUGGGAGAACGCAAUGACAAUCGACAAAGAGUCGUGGGGUUUCAGGAGAAACGCUAAACUUUCAGACUAUUUCACCACUCAUGAACUACUUGAAGUUUUAGCAUCAACAGUCAGUUGCGGCGGAAAUCUUUUGAUGAACGUCGGACCAACGAAAGACGGCAUAAUUGCCCCCAUUUUCGAGGAAAGACUCUUGGACAUGGGCAAGUGGUUGGAAAUCAACGGAGAAGCAAUUUAUGGCAGCAAGCCGUGGACUUACCAAAACGACACCACACAACCCGGUGUGUGGUAUACCCAGAAGGGCUCAUCAGUAUACGCCAUUGUUCUGCAAUGGCCCACUGAUAAUGUUUUGGAAGUUUCCUCACCCGUUGAGUUGUUCACCAGUAACGCUACACCGGUAUAUAUGCUUGGAAGCGAUGGAGGAAAAUUGAAGUGGGCAAUCGAGGAAGCCACAGUUUCAAUCAAGUUCCCUGACAAAGCAACGGUCCAAGGAGAACAUGCUUGGGUUUUAAAAAUUGUUACGUGAUUUCAUUAAUAAAUUUGUUUUAUUUAUUAUAAAUGGGUAAUAAAAAUAAUAAAACACAAACAUUUUAAUAUAA